Messenger RNA from Varroa destructor (honeybee mite), 1733 nucleotides. Its product is annotated as innexin inx7-like. Gene Ontology annotation, biological process: phototransduction. Gene Ontology annotation, molecular function: gap junction channel activity. Gene Ontology annotation, cellular component: gap junction; plasma membrane. The record is from RefSeq and is a predicted model, not a curated record. NCBI's taxonomy places the organism in Eukaryota, Metazoa, Arthropoda, Arachnida, Mesostigmata, Varroidae.
CUGAUUGUCGCAGCUCGCCAAUUGCCAUUCAAUUGAGUUAGAAACGAAGUUUGUGAAGAAGUUCGUGAUUUUAUGCUCUUCGUUUACUAACUUAACAUUCGAUCAAUAUUACAAUUAAGUGCCCUUAGUUAGGUCUUUAUCGUUUAAAGUCAAAAAAUCCGUGCGAGAGUACCACACGAAUUUGUUAAUGGCGCUACCCGUUGUAUCAAAAAUUGAAAACUGACUAUCCAAUGUUAUACAGAGUUUUUCUCAGUUUAACUAGCUAAUUAGAACCUGCAGACAAUGUCUCGUCUAGACGGCGUCCUAUUUUCUGCCGUGCGCUACUUCCAACCGAAAUCUGACUACACAACGGACACUGUGCUCAGUGCUAUACACUACAAGCUGGCAUUUGGAGUGAUACUGGCCUGCGCCAUUCUCACUGGGGUAACGUCUUGGUACUCACCGAUAGAAUGCAUGAGACCAGAUAAUCUGAUGAUUGACAGCUCUCUUCUGAAACAGUGGUGUUACGCACAGUCGAUGUUUAUCGUUGAUGGGCCAUCUGCAGAAGAGAACAUUUUCCCAGGAGUGAAGAACAUUUAUGGAGAUUCCAGAAAUCGCGUCGUAUAUAUACGCUAUUACCAAUGGGUUACUCUUUGCCUACUUAUGCAAGCUGCAUGUUUUCAGGUACCCCGAAUACUUUGGAAAGCCAUGGAAGGAGGCCGAGUUCAAAAACUUCUUGAGCGGUUAUAUGAACUUGAAACAAUGCCGAUGAAUGAGCGUGAGCCUCGUAUAAGCGAACUUGCCCUUCUGUUUACACUUCGUCCUGAGUGCGACAAUAAGCGAUAUGUUAAUUGGUUCAUAUUCAGUCAGAUUCUUUAUUUCAUAAACGCCGUGGCGCAGGUAAGCCUGACGCAGAGCUUUCUCGACAAUCAAUUUAUUACCCUAUUUCCAAAGUGGGUUAUGGGUAAGCCCGUUCUUGAUGCCGUUUUUCCUAAGACUGCCAAAUGUACGCUCCAUGCGUACGGUCCCACGGGCGAUAUACAGUACAUCAAUGCUCUCUGCCUGCUAGCUAUGAAUGUCCUCAUCGAGAAGAUCUAUCUUCUGUUGUGGGCCGUAUUAAUGUUUUCGCUUGUGGUGUCCGCUCUGCAAAUUAUCUAUGUGACGGUAUCGAUGACGUCGUGGCGUCUUCGCAAUGCAAUCUUAAGUACUGGGAAAAGUCGCACUCAGAUGAAACUCCUUAAAGGCGAGUGGCUUUUCUUGAAAUUCGUUAAGGAUAGCUUGGACAAUUCAUUACUGUUCACAGAUUUCAUGAAGGCCAUCAGUAAAGCACGCAUAUCAAGUUCAAAUAUUAAGUUAUAGUUUGAUCUGGGUGUAACUAGUCAGUAAAUAGGUUUGAAGGCCUCGUGGUAACGUUAGGUACCUUUAUGGUAAAUAUGGUGAACAGCAACUGGUCUUCAGCUAAAUACGCGCUUCAGAUAUUUUCUAAUGCCGACCUUCAAAGCUCUAAAAAUUUAGUCAGUACAAACUAUUCAGGUUAAUAUUUUGUGAAAGUCACCGGCUGCUUAACACAUCAUAUAGUAUUCAGUUUAUCCAAUCAGUAUGUUUUUUUGGCUGAUAUUUCCAAUUCUGGUCUCAUAUGACCUUGAGCGUGCCGUGCAAUAUUUUUGUCAUUUCGAAAUUUUAGAGACUCUCUUAAAAGUUACAUCGGACUAACUGCAAAACGACUACAGUGAAAACGAGUAAACGUGUCACAA